Arctia plantaginis is the source of this 918-nucleotide messenger RNA. The record is from the annotation of a GenBank genome assembly. NCBI's taxonomy places the organism in Eukaryota, Metazoa, Arthropoda, Insecta, Lepidoptera, Erebidae.
AUGCACAAGUACCAGCCACGGUUCCACCUGGUGCGAGCCAACGACAUCCUGAAGCUGCCCUACUCUACCUUCAGGACAUACGUGUUCAAGGAGACGGAGUUCAUCGCGGUCACCGCGUAUCAGAAUGAAAAAAUAACUCAACUAAAAAUUGACAACAAUCCGUUUGCGAAAGGUUUCCGGGACACCGGAGCCGGCAAACGAGAAAAGAAUCUGUCGGUGUACCGCAGGCAGGCGCUGCUGACUGCGCGGUCGGAUACACGGGACGAUGAUGACGAGCGGCCCCUUGACGUCGGCGGACCAUCCAGUCCACCCCCUCCCUCGUCUACGACGCAACAUAAUACCACCUCGUGGUUUAGCUCAAGCGGUGCCGGUGGAGACUCAGGAGCCGAAGAGUGCAUAGAAGCCGGAUCGGACUCCUCAUGCUCAGGCGGAGCGAGAGCACCCUCCCCACCUCCUGGCCCGUCGCGCCCUUCCCCGGCGCCGGACGUCUCUCUCGGGCCACCGGUGCAACCUCCUCUCCUCCCGUAUUUAUAUCCACCGAGUCUGUACCCGCCGCCGUUCUUCCCACCACAUCAGAUGCCGCCGGGUCUGCUGUUCAACUUGCAUCCGUUACUGCAACAGUAUUCCUUGCCACCGCCACCUCCUACCCCCGGAAUACACGCGUCGCUCGGCAAGACGCACCGGUUCGCUCCGUACGCGCUGCCCGGGCUGGGCUCGGCGUUCGAGCAGGUAGCGCCGCGGGCGCGGUCGCUGAGCUCGUCACCGGCGCGAGCGCGCGCUGGGUCGCCACCGACGCGCGCUGCGUCGGCGGACCCUCCGCCGGAGCCCAGCUCCACGACCCCCGCCACUCCGCCAGCCUCGGACCUCAAGAGCAUCGAGCGUAUGGUGAACGGGCUAGACGUCGAAACCCAGGACUGA